GCCUCUUCCCUUCAUAUAUAAUAAAUUUCUUCUUAAAUAAACUGCUUCUGAAUAUACUCAAAAACAACAAAAAAAAAUGGCUUUCAGGGCAGUGAGGUGCUGGAGAUCAAUGGUGGAAUGCGAGAAUGCUAACCGAGCAAUUAUGCGCCGCUCAUUCGUCUCGACCGCCCCGAAAAACUCCAGCUCCGCCUCCACUGCCGUGAACAAUGAACAGCACAAGCAGAAGAACAAAUGGGUCACCCCAGAGAUGGUGCCACUGGUUGGAAUGAUGGGAAUUGCGGUUGCAAUAGGUAUCCACACAGCAUACAAGAAUCUAGUUCAUGCACCAUCUGUAAAACUCACCAAAACCAACAGGGGUUCUAUUUCUGAAGCUGAUAAUCCUGAUGAACAGAUUUACUCGGGUGGUAAAUUUGUGAAUACUUCGUUUCUUCGCAAAGUUGGUCACAUCCAGGAUAGCAGCCGACACUGAACUGAGCCAGCAUCAAUGAUCAUCAAGAUAUAAUUGAUAAAACAUGAGUAUAUUUAUUAUUUAUUCACCAUGUAUAAGAAAUGACUAUAGUUUUUCAUCCGCUUCCUUCCGAUAGUUUCUAGAAUUCAAAGGAGGGACGGGGCUGAGUGUUUUAUAUUAUUUUUAAAUGUUUGUAAGAUGUGAUUGAUAUCUAUGGAUAUCUAUGUACUCUCUGUGUACUCUCAUAAAGAUUAUUAAUUAAGUUCACUUAAUUUAAUUUUG
Molecule: messenger RNA, 730 nt
Organism: Daucus carota subsp. sativus
Lineage: Eukaryota; Viridiplantae; Streptophyta; Magnoliopsida; Apiales; Apiaceae
Exons: 3
Coding region: 77-469 (130 amino acids)
Source: RefSeq, a predicted model, not a curated record